Fimicolochytrium jonesii is the source of this 1197-nucleotide messenger RNA. RefSeq lists its product as uncharacterized. The transcript is spliced from 2 exons. The record is from RefSeq and is a predicted model, not a curated record. Lineage: Eukaryota; Fungi; Chytridiomycota; Chytridiomycetes; Spizellomycetales; Powellomycetaceae. The coding region runs from base 294 to 944 and encodes 216 amino acids.
CGCCUCCGAGGACAACUCGCCCAGAACUAGAACUGAGAGAAAGCACUCUCCGUGGUAUGGGUUCCUACGGAUACGUUGGGCAAAUAUCCACCACUAGCGAGAGGGUGAGAGAGAGAGAGGGAGAGAGAGAGAAGCAACGCUGGCCGUCGCUCCCGCAUCUCAAGCAGCUGGCUGGACCCCCUCAUUCUGCGGUCGUGUUCCUAGAGUCUAGAAUACAAAUACAUACGUAGAAGUGGAACGCUGGCUCGUUUCUCCAACCGCUGUCCAUAUCCACCGCAAGCCUCCCGCCAGUCAUGGUCGCUUUCACACCGUCCCUUUCAGCCCUGCUGGCAGCGCUGCCAUUCCUUCUCGGUCUCGCUCGUGCCGAAGUCGCCGCAACCGACGACUUAUCAACCAACUCUACCCUCACCUGGGAACAGCAAUACGGAGUCGUGGACGCCCCCGAAUUCGCAAUCUUUCCGUCCGACGGUAGCUCUCGCAAGAAGUAUGUGCGGGCACCCCCCGGAGCUUUCCAAGGCCCACAAAGCGGCAUUGGCUCUUGGUUUCGAGCGAACAGCAAAUCGGAUAGUACCACGGGAAAGAGUUGGUGCGGGUAUAAGUACUCGGAUUCGACGCCUGGGUUUGCACCGGACAUCAGCCAAAUGACCGAAUGGACCAACGCCGUCUAUCCAAACGCCAAGUGGUCCAAAUACGCCAGCAUGUACUGCGGCCGCGAAGCGCAAGUCACCGACCCCCAAACCGGAAAGACGAGCCUGCUCUUCAUCACCGAUGCCUUCGACCACCAGUGGGUUAGGUCGCCCGGAUCCAUCGAUAUCCAUCUGAACGCGUGGCGGAAAUUGAAGAACUCGCAGACGAACGAUAAGAACACCGUUAUCAAGCCGGUGAACUGGCACCUUACUGGACGGAUUAGUGCUCAGUAUGCUUUCAAGGGGAAAGGGGGCUAGGUGUAGGCGUAGGUGUAGAAAGAUAGAGUAGAGUGUUUUGAAGGGCAAAUCUCGGCAGCGUAGUGCCGUAGGGCACGGCAUUUGUAAUAGUUGUGGACGGUGUCGGGCAUCCGCAGAGGUCCAGCUGGCUGGGUUACUGUUGGCGGCCUGUAUGGGCAGCAAAAGACUUUCCGGCGUAUUCCAGCGCUCCGUUCGAACGUCCUCUCUGUCAAAUGCCGUGUGGUUCGUCAAAGUUUUGCAUAUCAAUGAAAUA